This is a messenger RNA of Trichobilharzia regenti, 554 nucleotides long. NCBI's taxonomy places the organism in Eukaryota, Metazoa, Platyhelminthes, Trematoda, Strigeidida, Schistosomatidae. The record is from the annotation of a GenBank genome assembly.
GACCCCGCGAUUCUCAUAGUCUGCCAUCUCCUCAUUCCCGAACGACUGCUCCAUGUCACGCUCGGACUCAUGUCCAAUUCAUCAUUUCCCAUUCCGGCUACCAUUCGAACAACAGCCUGGUGUGCAGUGUUCUUCUAUGUUCUCCUCAUUGGUGUGUGUGUCUUAUCUAAUCUCUAUUUUCUGCCACGUUUUUGCUGAGCAACAGGUUCUUUGUUGGGUUGUUUCCAUAGUUUUUAUUGUUAAUUCUUUCUGGCCAGCCAUGUUAUCUUCAUUAUGGGGAGACAGAGAAGGCAUCUGUUGAUACAAGUCUGCAGUGGUCUGUUGGAAAUGCUUUUCGUGUUGGGCAGUGCAAGUUUCUGAUGCAUAUUUAGCUAGUGACUGAUUUAGCAUUGGUGUGUACUUAAUGAAAAACAUUUUUGCGAUAGGUCAAUGUACAGACUUUUGUCAACAGCUGUCUUCACUGGCUCCAUAUUGAAGAACAAAUAGCCAGCUGGUCAGGAAGAAUUAACAACGAGAAACUCUAAGAGCAAACCAACCAAGAAACUGUUGCUCAA